AUGGGGACGCCCUCUUCGCGGGCGGUGCUGGUGCUCGCCGUGGCGCUGGCAGGGCUCUCGGCUCCCCGCGCGGCGUACGGGCAGCCCAACUUCAUUGUCAUCCUGGCGGAUGAUGUGGGCUGGGGGGAUCUGGGGGCCAACUGGGCAGAGACGAAGGAGACCCCGCAUUUGGAUGAGUUGGCUGCCGAAGGGACAAGGUUCGUGGAUUUCCACUCGGCUGCGUCCACUUGCUCCCCAUCCCGUGCCUCUCUGCUCACGGGGCGUCUCGGCGCACGCAAUGGGGUGACCCACAACUUCGCCGUCACGUCGGUCGGCGGCCUCCCCCUGAAUGAGACCACCCUGGCCGAGGUCCUGCGGGAGGCUGGGUACAGCACAGGGGCUAUAGGCAAGUGGCACCUGGGACACCACGGCCCCCAUCACCCCAGCUUCCGUGGUUUCGACUACUAUUUCGGGAUCCCCUACAGCCACGACAUGGGCUGCACGGACACCCCCGGCUACAACCUGCCACCCUGCCCACCCUGCCCGCGGCACAGCGUGGCUGCCAGGGUGGCGAGGAAGGACUGUUACACGGAGAUCGCCCUUCCUCUCUUGGAGAACGUCACCAUCAUCCAACAGCCCGUCAACCUCAGCAGCCUGGCAGCGCGCUACGUGGAAGAAGCAGCGCGGUUCAUCCAGCGGGCGAGCGGCAGCGGACGCCCCUUUUUCCUCUACCUGGCGCUGGCCCAUAUGCACGUCCCGCUGGGGGUACCCCCGCUGCCGCCCCCCGCCUCGGGCAGGGGCAUCUACGGAGCCUCCCUGAGCGAGAUGGAUGCUUUGGUGGGACGGAUAAAGCAGGUCGCUGACAGCCACGGAAAAGGCAACACGCUCCUGUGGUUCGCAGGUGACAACGGCCCUUGGGCACAGAAGUGCGAGCUGGCGGGACGCCUGGGGCCGUUCGUGGGGGCCUGGCAGAGGCGGCGAGGUGGGAGCUCGGCAAAGCAAACGACCUGGGAAGGAGGGCACCGGGUGCCGGCACUGGUGUACUGGCCCGGCCACAUUCCUGCCAAGCGGACGAGCCACGCUCUGCUCAGCACCCUGGACAUCUUCCCUACGCUGGUGGCCCUGGCUGGGGCUGAGCUUCCCCCGAACAGGCGUUUCGACGGUUUGGACGUGUCCCCAGUUCUCUUUGGGUGGUCGGAUGUGGGGCACAAGGUUCUGCUGCACCCCAACAGUGGGGCAGCUGGGAAGGACGGUGAGAUAGAGACGCUACGGCUGGCUCAGUACAAGGCGUUUUACACCACAGGAGGGGCAAUGGCUUGCGAUGGGAGCAUCGGGCCAGCUGAGCAUCACCAGCCACCCCUCAUUUUCAAUCUGGUUCGUGAUAUCCAGGAGCAGGAGCCUUUGGACAUGGCAUCCCGAGAGUAUCAGGCAGUGCUACCUGCAAUCAGCAGGGCUUACGCCCAAGCUCUGGAGGACAUCGCAACAGACAACGUCUCGGUUGCAGAUUAUUCCAAAGACCCGGCCGCGACCCCCUGCUGCAACGCGCAGCAUGUGGCCUGCCGAUGCCAAGCGCCCGGGUCUCACGCAGCCAUGCCGGACUGUCACACGGAAAGAAGAGCAACACGGCUUUGUCUUUAAGCAAAUAAUUGCUCAGGCUGCUCCUUUCCCGAGUCUGGUUUCUGUGAACACGACUGUUGUGGGUUGCUGGCUCCAGGCUGGAGGUUGGCCGCAGAGGAGAGGGAUGGAGGCUGCGGUCCCGUUUGCUCCGUGCUAUGAAGCCGGGAGGUGAGUUAGUUGUGGGUCUGCAUCAGCACACGGAGGGUCCCCUUUGCUGCGGAGCUGGACUGUCACCCUGGCAGAGCAGGGCACUGCAGUACCUGGUGGCUCUGGGCACAUGGCAGGAGACAGGCUUUUUGUAGGGCUCUUUAGCUGAGAAAGAGCCAGGGCUUGGAUUAAAACUACCUUCUGUGAGAGCUGGCUUUGGGAGAGAACUCCCCUGGGAAAUUCGUUUGGCUUUCCCCUAAAAUAAACCUUGCAGGAGCGGCUGGUGGGAGCACGAGGCAGGGGAGGACGGGGCCCACAGCCUCCGAGCAAACGUCCCUUCUGCUGCCGAGAAGUCCAUGGCUCCAGAGAGAAAAUUCCCAGCCGGCACGAAGUAAGCACUCUGGGAAAGAGAGCACCUGCCCCACCAGCCGCCGAGUGAGGUUUAUUAACAGGGUUAUGUUAAAGACCCAACUGUCUGUUGAGGAAAGAGGGUCCUGGGCUCUCCCCGACUGCUGCCCUCCUCGCGGACGGGAUGCUCGGCUCGUCCUGCGGCUGCUUUGCACCGCCACGGCGGAGGUCGGGGAUUGCGCUGAGACAAGGACUCAAGUCCCGGUGUUUGGAAAAGGCUUUUUUUGGGGAAGCUGUGGGGGAGAGGUUUGCAGCACAGAACUGGGGUAGCUCCCCAUCAACUUUGGCUGGAAAGAUCAGUGGUGUAACUGAAUUUUUUUUAGGAAGGUCAGGGAGAGGUUCCCUGCCCAGAGUUCUCCCAGCAGAUGAGGGUUCCAGGCAGAGAAGCUGCUCCUGCCGGUCCCAGCGUGAUUCCAGGGGUGCAGAUGGGGUGAAACAGCUCUCAGGGCCAUUGCUAGGCAGAUGCAAAUGCCUGG
This is a messenger RNA of Haliaeetus leucocephalus (bald eagle), 2627 nucleotides long. It is a transcript of the gene ARSG, whose product is annotated as arylsulfatase G. The record is from RefSeq and is a predicted model, not a curated record. Lineage: Eukaryota; Metazoa; Chordata; Aves; Accipitriformes; Accipitridae. Gene Ontology annotation, molecular function: arylsulfatase activity. The transcript is spliced from 11 exons. Bases 1 to 1617 code for a protein of 538 amino acids.